AGGCUAAGCCUUUUCCCCCUCUCUUUCUCUCUCUCUCUCUCUCUCUCUCACUCUUUCUUUCCCCUCACACUCUCUCUCUUUCUCUCUCUCUCUCUUUCUCGUGUUGCGCCGUUCUUCUAAAUGGUCUGGCGGUGAGACAAACCCCAUCAGACCAUUCAGACCCCGCUUCCCUUUGUUGUCUUUAUCUCACUCCUCUUGCUGCUUGUUUUGUCUGCCGAUGGCCCUCCUUUGUUUGGGGGUGCCCGAGUGUAAACAGUGACUGUGUGAUUACAGCAGGGCCGAGCGGACGGGAUUCCUCCUCCCUGAGUCGCUGCAGAUGCAGAGAGGAACAGGCUGUCAGGACAAGUCCAGCUGCAGCUUGGGGUGACAGAUGAAGAAAAAUUCUGUUGAGGAACCCGAAGAUCUGACACUCCGAGGACUGGAAAUACUGUCAACGUUGGAAGCUCUCCAAUCUUUGGCCACAUUAUAAAUCUGAUCCACAAGAGCUAUUGCAACAGCUCCUCCCAAAUUACUAACACCAUCACCUCCCAAAAUAUUGUCCCAAAUCCAAGCUUUUGAUUGACACCAAGUCAGCGAGGGCAGGGGCGUAAGGAAGCCAUCCGUAAUGGAGGCCUUAGUCCUCUUUCGGGUGCUUCUCGCCCUGUGGUCUGUCUCAUCUCCUUCCUCGGCUGAGAGUUUGGUGCGGCUCAAUACUGGGAUCCAGGUCAGCAGGGGACAGUCAGUGCAUGUUACAGAGAAGGAGCUGCAGUUCAGCGGCCUGGAUGAGCAGGACACCUGUAAGGUAGAGGUCGUGCUCCAUGAACCCGUGACACAAAGAGUGGGAAAACUCACCCCUCAGGUGUUCAAUUGCCAUUUCCUACCCGAUGAAGUGAAGUACAUCCAUAAUGGCAGCCCUUUGCUGGAGGAGGAUGUUGUGAUGUUGAGAAUAUACAGGUUCACAGAAUCAGAGACCUUCCUAGAGACCCUCUUGCUCCGGGUAAAGGUGGUGGAACCCCAAAACAGUCUCAUCCAGCUGGGGAAUUUGCCGCUGGAGGUCCCCGAGUUCUAUGGCCUGUCCAACAUCAUAGACAGCAGAGUACUGACCUUCCAGAAUCGACCUGACGUGGUAUGCACCGUUCGGCUUCUCACUUCAGAGACCAAAACACCAGCACUGGGACAGCUUGUCAGAGAUGACCCUUCCAAGAUAUCUGCAGCAAAAGAUGUGGAACAGCCAUCUGUACCAAACACAGGGCCUAGAAAAGGAAGGCAAACAGUCCCUUGCCCUGGGAACAAGGCCUGCAUCCAUGCUACUAAGGAAGUGCGUUUCCUGAAGGCAAAUUGUGAUGAAUUCCUGACCUCUGCACUGAAGUACCAGCACCUUAGCCCUCCCUCCCCUGAAAUCGACUACAUUCCUAUCAGAGUGGAGUUACGGGACCACAGCUCCCGGGCACUCUUAGAGGCAAGCAUCACCAUAGAGACAAUAUUAAAGUCACAGAAAUCACAAAGAAUUUUCACCAAAGACUCACUGUGA
Molecule: messenger RNA, 1510 nt
Organism: Anguilla rostrata (American eel)
Lineage: Eukaryota; Metazoa; Chordata; Actinopteri; Anguilliformes; Anguillidae
Product: FRAS1-related extracellular matrix protein 1-like
Exons: 5
Coding region: 605-1510 (301 amino acids)
Biological process (GO): anatomical structure morphogenesis
Source: RefSeq, a predicted model, not a curated record